Molecule: messenger RNA, 1410 nt
Organism: Pichia membranifaciens NRRL Y-2026
Lineage: Eukaryota; Fungi; Ascomycota; Pichiomycetes; Pichiales; Pichiaceae
Exons: 1
Coding region: 212-1069 (285 amino acids)
Biological process (GO): phosphate-containing compound metabolic process
Cellular component (GO): cytoplasm; nucleus
Molecular function (GO): inorganic diphosphate phosphatase activity; magnesium ion binding
Source: RefSeq, a predicted model, not a curated record
CGGCGAUUUUCCGGCUUUUUGCCGGCAACGGGGAGGUGACCCGGCGAGAGGACGAGGCGAGGGGCCAGCAGUGUGCUGGCGGUCUGUGUGGGUGUCGUUGCUGUCCAAGAAGAAGAUGAGCCUGAUCAGAGCAGGAGAGAGCAGCAGAAGCACAGGAGGUCGGGAGAGGUAAAGAAGAAAGCAUUGGCACCAAAGAAAACACACAGCAACGAUGACCUACUCCACCAGACAAGUCGGCGCACUCAACACCUUGGACUACAAGGUCUACCUCGAGAAGGACGGCAAGCCAGUCUCGCCAUUCCACGACAUCCCAUUGUAUGCAGAUGAGUCGAAGAAGAUCUUGAACAUGGUUGUGGAGGUGCCAAGAUGGACCAACGCAAAGUUGGAGAUCACAAAGGAGCAGACCUUGAACCCAAUCAUCCAGGACACCAAGAAGGGCAAGUUGAGAUUUGUGAGAAACUGCUUCCCACACAAGGGGUACAUCCACAACUACGGUGCGUUCCCACAGACCUGGGAGGACCCAAACGAGGUGAACCCAGAGACCAACGCGGCCGGAGACAACGAUCCUUUGGACGUGUGUGAGAUCGGUGAAAACGUCGCCUACCCAGGUGAGGUGAAGCAGGUCAAGGUCUUGGGUGUCAUGGCCUUGCUCGACGAGGGCGAGACGGACUGGAAGAUCAUCGCCGUCGACGUCAACGACCCAUUGGCAGCCAAGUUGGAUGACGUCGAGGACGUCGAGAAGCACUUGCCAGGCCUGUUGAGAGCCACCAACGAGUGGUUCAGAAUCUACAAGAUUCCAGACGGCAAGCCUGAAAACGUCUUUGCCUUCAACGGCGAGUGCAAGAACAAGAAGUACGCCGAGGAGGUCAUUGCCGAGUGCAAUGCGUCCUGGAAGAAGUUGAUCAAGCACGACGUCAAGGACACCCAGGGAUGUGUCUUGACCAACACCACUCUGGCCGACACCCCAGGCUACGAGCCAUCUGCCAAGGUUCCUGCAGCCCACCCUCUCCCAGACGCCCCUAUCGACAAGUCUGUCGACAAGUGGUUCUUCAUCUCCGGCUCUGCCUAGUCGCCUAGCUGCAUGCGUCAUGCGUUCAUGUUUAUGAUCUUUUAUAUCAUUUUUAGUGACUACUAAUAUUUAUGAAGACAAGCCUACACAGCCUGCCCAGCCUUUACAGCCUCCGCCUUUCUGGCGUUUCCGACAAACGCCUCAAUCUUAGCCAUGUCUUUGUGGCCCUCCGUUUCAACGCCCCCACUGACGUCGACCCCGUAGCAGCCUCCCACAGCCAGAGCCGCCCCGACGUUCUCCGGCGUGAGCCCCCCAGCGAGAAUGUACCGGCCAUUCAAAUCGCCCCCAAACCUGGCGGCGUCCCGCCAGUCCACCAACUUUCCCUCUCCACCCUGCUCGGA